UCCGGCAGGAACCAUAAUGACGGAUGAGGGGAAUCAGAGCGCUGGCAUCACCUUCGUCCACUUGGGCUUCUCGGAACACCCACCCCUGCAGGCGCCCCUCUUCUUGGUCUUCUCGGCCAUCUAUACAGUCACUGUGCUGGGGAACCUGGGCAUGAUAGUGAUCAUCAGAGUCAGUCCCACACUCCACACACCCAUGUACUUUUUUCUCAGCAAUCUCUCCUUUCUUGAUUUCUGUUACUCUUUGGCACUUACACCCAAACUCUUAGAGAUCUUGGUUGUGGACACAAAGACUAUCUCUUAUAUGGGUUGCAUGAUGCAAUUUUUCUUUGGUUGCUCACUUGUGAUUACAGAAAUGUUCAUGUUAGCGGUGAUGGCCUAUGACCGACUUGUGGCUAUUUGUAACCCCCUGCUCUACACAGUGGCUAUGUCUCGUAAGCUCUGUGCCCUCCUGGUAGCUGCAUCCUACACGUGGGGUGGGAUGUGUUCCUUAACAAUCACAUAUUCUCUUCUGGGACUGUUCUUCUGUGGUUCCAACACCAUAAAUCACUUUGGUUGUGGAUAUUCUGCCAUCCUCUCUCUAGCCUGUUCUGACCCCUACUUCAGUCAGAUGAUGUGUUUCAUCAUUUCUACAUUCAAUGAGGCAUGUAGUCUCCUGAUUAUCCCCUCCUCCUAUGUUUUCAUAGUUGUCACAGUUGUCAAGAUGCCUUCCACUGGUGGAUGCCGAAAAGCCUUCUCCACCUGUGCCUCCCACCUGACUGCCAUCACCAUUUUCCACGGGACCAUCCUUCUUCUCUACUGUCUGCCCACCUCCAUAAGCUCAUGGCUCCUCAUCAAAGUAGCCACUGUGUUUUACACAAUUGUCAUCCCCAUGCUGAACCCCCUUAUCUACAGCCUUAGAAAUAAUGAUGUGAAGGAGGCAGCCAGAAGGUUAAUUAACACCAAACUGUUUUCUCAUGCAAUGUAA
This is a messenger RNA of Camelus dromedarius (Arabian camel), 964 nucleotides long. RefSeq names its product olfactory receptor 1165. NCBI's taxonomy places the organism in Eukaryota, Metazoa, Chordata, Mammalia, Artiodactyla, Camelidae. Bases 17 to 964 code for a protein of 315 amino acids. The transcript has a single exon. Gene Ontology annotation, cellular component: membrane. Gene Ontology annotation, biological process: sensory perception of smell; G protein-coupled receptor signaling pathway. The record is from RefSeq and is a predicted model, not a curated record. Gene Ontology annotation, molecular function: olfactory receptor activity; odorant binding; G protein-coupled receptor activity.